Molecule: messenger RNA, 3239 nt
Organism: Synchiropus splendidus (mandarinfish)
Lineage: Eukaryota; Metazoa; Chordata; Actinopteri; Syngnathiformes; Callionymidae
Gene: arb2a
Product: family with sequence similarity 172 member A
Exons: 12
Coding region: 274-1650 (458 amino acids)
Biological process (GO): regulatory ncRNA-mediated heterochromatin formation
Cellular component (GO): nucleus
Molecular function (GO): siRNA binding
Source: RefSeq, a predicted model, not a curated record
UGCGGUUCGUUGUUUCUCCCCGUGUGUAAAAGCACAGCACUUGUGUCCUGCUGUUCAAGCCCCAGAACGACUGCACCGGCUUCUACAACUUGUUUACUCCAUUAACCGAGUUGUUUGUGCCGCUGGAUGGUUGAAUAUUUCACCGAGUUUUGUGGAAAAAUAUUGGGUUUUUUUCUGGGCAAAGUUGUGCGGCAGCGUUAGUUCCUGUUGCACAGCUGCUAAAGACCAGGUGUUGUUUUUAGGAAACACCUUGAUGUUGGGGGUUCAUAACUCAUGCAACUCGCUGUCAAGCCAGCUGUGUAUGUACUGUUGAUCACCAUGGCUCAGGUGGCCGGACAGGAAGACAGAGAGAAGACGACCGCGCUUAAAGACCUGCUUUCAAGAAUAGAUCUGGACGAGCUGAUGAAGAAAGAUGAGCCUCCGUUCACGUUCCCCAAAACACUGGAGGAGUUUGAAUACACCUUCAAUGAACUUGGACAGCUCAGACAUACAAGAACUGGGGAGCCCUUUGUGUUUAACGCUGGCGAGGAUCUCCACCGCUGGAAUCAGAAACGCUAUGAAGCGCUCGGAGAGAUCAUCACUCAGUACGUUUACGAGCUGCUGGAGACGAAGUGCAACAUGACGAGAGAAAUCCUACCAGUAGAUGCGGUGGAUGAGCCCACUAGUUUUAUCUACCUGAGCCCAGAUGCCUUGACCAACCCUUCCAAGCUGCUGCUGCUCAUCCAGGGCAGUGGCGUGGUGCGAGCUGGUCAGUGGGCCCGGCGGCUCAUCAUCAACCAGGAUCUAGACUCAGGAACACAGAUCCCCUUCAUCACCAGAGCCAUGGAGGAGGGCUUCGGCGUGAUCGUGCUCAACCCCAAUGAGAACUACCUGGAGGUGGAAAAAGCUUCAGAGCCAUCGCCUUUGCUCUCUCUGACUGAGUCCUCAGACGAGCCUGUUGAGAAGAAGGAACGCAUUGAUGACAAGGAAACCAAGAAGAAGAGAGAAUUCUACGAGAAGUAUCGCAACCCACAGAAGGAGACUGAGACUGAACGGAUCCCUAUACGGGAAAAUGCUUCUUCAGAGGAACACGUGCUGUACGUGUGGGACCACUUUGUGUCCAAAGCUGCAGCCAAGAAUGUCUUCAUCGUGGCCCACAGCUAUGGAGGGCUGUCUUUUGUCGAACUGAUGAUCCAGCGAGAGACGCAAGUGAAGAACCGGGUGUGCGCCGUGGCUCUGACCGACUCGGCUCACAACGUCUGGCUGCAAGAGACCAGCAAAGUCACUCAGGACUGGAUGCGAGAGCACUGUUGUAACUGGAUAUCAAGUCCAGAGCCCUUGGACACCCCACUCGAACCCAUGCUUCCUGAUUGCCCUCGAGUCUCUGCCGGCUGGCAGGUUCACAGGCAGCGGCUAUUGUGGUGGGAGUCGCAGAGGCACAGAGAGGCACGAGCUGACGUCCUGGAAGAGCUUCAACUCCAUCUUCAGAUACUUCAGCAGGGUCCUGGAGGCCAAAGACUGCGAAGGGGCAGAGGAGACCUCCACCAUCGUCACCACACGCAGCAGCUCCCUGAAAAACAAACACCAGGAUUUGUAGAUGGCCGACUGCAAUGUCCAGGAGCAGUGGGAGGUGGGGUGGGUUGGUCGGCCACAGAUCUGAUGAUCCUGUGACAGAGAGGCUAAGGUUUCAAGCUCUUUUCGCUCCCCCCCCUCCUCCAUCUUUCCUUCCUCCGCUCUUCAUUGUCAACUCUCCCUUCCGGCCUCAGCCGGGUUCCUCGUACUCCCUCAGACUUGUUGUCGCAAGAGACAGGAGCGAGCGCAGGGUCACAGUGUAUACAUCACAAUAACAUUUUGCAUUACUUCUAGAUGAGUGCAACUGUCAAAGCAAUAUGGGCCGGAGUGUUGGCGCUUCCCGAGGGCCGUGGCCCAGCUGCGGGUACGGGCCACGGCAGCACAGAUUAAGGCUGACAGGAGCUGUGCACAACGCGGCGAGGUGCACCUCUAAUUGUCCUGACAUCAGCCUGAACUGAGUUAAUGCUCCUGUCUGCCCUCCAGCCCACAGUGCUGCCUCUCUCUGGGUCCUAAACCCUGCGCUUCACCCUGGACCAGCUCAUGCGAUAAGAAACCUCUGCUGGCUGUUAGACUUCAUUCCCACCUGAUCAGUGCCUGUCUGGCUCUUCCACUUCUGCGUAUAGGAAAGAUCAUCCAGGACAGAUCCAGCCACAGAUAUAGCAUCGCCUCAAAACUGAGACCCGCGGAUGAUUGCAUGCCACAAAACAAAUAAAAACCUGAGCUGGAUAUGAAAAAAAAAAGACAUUUGCACACAGAGCAUAUUUAAAAUCACUUACUGGUUUGAGGGAUUUUUUUUUUUUUUCAUUUUACAAGCCGCCUAAAGUCGGCUCACGACGCUCAUAAAGCCUCUAUAUAUCGCAUGACACAUGUCAGGAAAUCCCAGAUUUCAAUAUUAUUCUAAGCCUGAAUGAUAUUUCCUUAGAUGUUAGCGAAACCUAAUACGCCCCCCCCCCAUUUCUUUUUUCCUGUAAAGUACUUAGAAGUGACAGAGUCGCAUAAUCUGACGACGUGACAAAAAAAAUAGAUGAUAACAUUUUUUCUUCCGCCACACUGCUGUGUUUUAUAAACCACUCAAGGCUUAACGUAAUACAUUUCAACAUGUUGUGACAUUAGUGGGAACUUAAAACCGAUACCUGAGACACAUCAUUUUCUAGCUUUUUUAUUUUUUUUUUUUUUGUCGUCUGCUUCCAUUUGUUUGCGUUUACAAUGUUAAACCUCAGCUCUCCCGUGUGCUUUAAGGCUUUUUAAGGAUUAUCCCGCCGUUGUAAUGAGACUGCUGCUUUCGGGCCUGAUUUCAUUUGAAUUUGAUGCACAUCUCUCCAGGUUUCCAGCAAUAAAAGUUGGAUUAUUAUUUGACUUGAUGAGUUUUGGUUUCCAGAUACCAUUGCUCAUCUUUCUCCUUUUCAGCCACCAGUCAGUUCAUUUUUCACUCUCUGUUAUAAUCUGUAUAUUAUUGCCUUAGGAAUAAACACGGCUCUGCUGUUUUUUUUAAUAAUAUCCAGCCAAGCCAUAUUUGAAUCGGACUGAAGACUAUAUGCAAAGUACACAUGUGGAGCCAGACUUACUUUUGCCUUUGUCUUUUUUCCUGUGGUGAAAGAAUAUGGGUGAAUAUAUUUCAUGGAACUGUUGAUCACAUUUAUUUUAAAUUCAGCCUUUUCUAAUCUGCAAACUCUGUAGACAAAGAAUAA